AUGGCAUUUUUCCAAUUGGUAUUGCAUGCUAAUCAAUUAGAAAAAGUAAGGAAAGCUUACGAAGAUGAAAAAUUGACAUGCGUUGUAUUUCUAUUAUUGCCGCAAUUGUUCUCAAGACGGGGGAAGCAAGCAUUAAUGGCGUACGCGUUUAUUUUAGCUUUAACUGGACCGGUGAAAAAUACUUUGCACAACAUGGGUAUACUCUCAGAAUCAUUGUCUUGCGCGCAAGUAUGCCAAUAUAUACUACGUUGCACCAUUGAACAGUUAAAAGAAGCGGUAAAGACCGUGGUGGAUUUAGCGAAGCAGCCAUUUUACGCUCUACGAGAUGCAAUAUCGAAAGUUGUAAAGUCAGUGAAAGUAGUCGUAAAAAAGAUAAAGCAAACUUUAAUUGCGAUUAAAAGGAUCGUUCUCAGUAUUCUUAGAGUUAUCAGUUCGGUAUUCCAAUGGCUUGGAAGUAUCAUAAAUAUGUGUAAUAAAAAGUUGGGCACACCUUUCGAGAGGUGUCAAAACGUUUUUGAAGGUGCAGUGGCAGAUUGCAAAGCAAAAUUAGGACCGUAUCUAGGCUUGGUUUGCAAUAUAACUUAUAUAGUCAGUACUCUGUGCUACAUAGUGAAACCAUUGGACUUUAUUUGCAUGCUUGUCUCUUAUAUCUCCGACGCUGUAGUCGGUGUCGUACGAAACAAAGAAUAUUAUGGUAAUCGUAAACAUGUAUUCCAUGCUCGUAUUUCCAGAGUGUUGCAUUAUCGUUACAAAUGGUUAACUAGCGAGCGUUACGAUAAUCGAUACAUAACCAAUGAUAUACGUACUAUCGAUUUGAUAAGAGCGCGACAAGACAAAGAGACAGUUUUGCCGCUCAAUCCGCGAGAACAGAAAAGAUAUGCAUCAUUAACAUCUGCUAAGUUGAUCAAACCCGAAAGGGUUAAAUUAGCUAGAUCUUUAAUAUUUUUAAGCAUGGCGACGAUGAAACUUAUCACCUUCAUAGCGAUAGAUUAUAGUCUUUAUUGGAUAUUAAAAAUGAUCCAAAUCUAUGGACGAUAUCAAAGUAAGGUGGAACGGCCAAGCGUGAUAACUAUUCAUGUAGCGGGUGAUGGAUAUUUAGCUGAACUUUAUAGAAGCAUCAUAAAAUCGUUUACACCUCAUGAAAAUGAAGCGGAAAUAGAUACCUUGCUUUGUCUUCCGGAUCCUAUACCUCCCAAUACGGAUAAAUAUGUCCAAAUCAUCAUUAUAAUACUUUUAUGCUGGCUGAUAACUGUCUUUGAACCUUAUGGUUUACGAUUAAGACAAGUGGUCAUGUGCCAAUAUUACCCUGACAGAGCGAAACAAAGAGCAAUUUGGCUGUACAAUCAUAUCAUCAGGUAUGAGUGAUAUCCUUUUCGUUUCUGUGUUGAAAGAGAGAAGAAUU
Molecule: messenger RNA, 1402 nt
Organism: Apis florea (little honeybee)
Lineage: Eukaryota; Metazoa; Arthropoda; Insecta; Hymenoptera; Apidae
Cellular component (GO): membrane
Source: RefSeq, a predicted model, not a curated record